Molecule: messenger RNA, 1061 nt
Organism: Leptonychotes weddellii (Weddell seal)
Lineage: Eukaryota; Metazoa; Chordata; Mammalia; Carnivora; Phocidae
Source: RefSeq, a predicted model, not a curated record
CCCCCAUGGAGGGAGGGAAGGAAGGAAGGUAGGAUGGAAGGAAAGAAGGAAAAGGAAGCCAGUAUCUGCCUUCGUUUAAUCUGGGCCAUGCCUAUCUUUGUAAAGUUAAAUGAGAAUAACUUCUUCCAACCAGCUUAAUUUUUUUUUUAGACUGUGAUGAUGUCCUCCAAACACAUCCUUCAGGUACCCAAAGUGGUAUUUUCAAUAUCAAGCUACCGGGAUCCAGUAAGAUUUUUUCUGUUUAUUGUGAUCAAGAGACCAGUUUGGGAGGAUGGCUUUUGAUCCAGCAAAGAAUGGAUGGAUCACUGAAUUUUAACCGGACCUGGCAAGACUACAAGAAGGGUUUCGGCAGCCUGGAUGACAAGGGGGAAGGAGAAUUCUGGCUAGGCAAUGAAUACCUCCACUUACUAACCCUGAGGGGCUCUGUCCUUCGGGUCGAAUUAGAGGACUGGGCUGGAAACCAGGCUUAUGCAGAAUAUCACUUGAGGGUAGGUUCUGAGGCAGAAGGUUAUACCCUGCAGGUCUCUUCCUAUGAGGGCACAGCGGGUGAUGCUCUGAUUGAGGGUUCUGCAGAGGAAGGAACAGAGUAUACGUCUCACGCGGGCAUGCAGUUCAGCACCUAUGACAGGGAUGCAGACCAGUGGGAAGAGAACUGCGCAGAAGUCUACGGCGGAGGCUGGUGGUAUAACAGCUGCCAAGCGGCCAAUCUCAAUGGCGUCUACUAUCCCGGGGGCUCUUAUGACCCAAGGAACAACAGUCCUUACGAGAUUGAGAACGGAGUGGUCUGGGUCCCCUUCAGGGGUGCAGAUUAUUCCCUCAGGACUGUUCGCAUGAAAAUCAGACCCCUGGCGACCCAAUAGGAGUGGAAGGGAGAGUGAUCUGUUUUCUUUGUUUAGUGAGGUGGAGAAAAAAGAUGAGGAAGAUAAAGGAGUUAAGAUUCUUCACAAUCUACUAAGAAAUUUACAGGUGCUAUUUUAUUAUUCUUUGUACUGUAUCUAAAUGUAACUGAGACAUAUUACUGCUUUAAAGAAUAAAGUUGUGCGAGUUUAUUUAUCUUGAAA